This is a messenger RNA of Anopheles funestus (African malaria mosquito), 4576 nucleotides long. Its product is annotated as neurogenic locus notch homolog protein 1-like. Lineage: Eukaryota; Metazoa; Arthropoda; Insecta; Diptera; Culicidae. The transcript has a single exon. Bases 167 to 4342 code for a protein of 1391 amino acids. The record is from RefSeq and is a predicted model, not a curated record.
GAUCCGUACCAGGAAGACAAUGCAAUCAGUAGUGUCCAUCCGGGCAGCACUAGUCAUCGUUUGCAGCCAGCUAACCGUUUCCGUGAGCGUGAUGUAGCAAGUGAACCAAGUGUGCUAAAACCAAAUUGAAGUGAACAAAUUAAUAAGUGCCAAAGGAUUGUGAACGAUGAAACCGCUACCAACUUGCCAGGUUACCUUUUCGGUGGUUCUGCUGCUACUGCUUGCAAUCAUUCUGCCGCACUUGGAUUGCUUAGCAACGGCGAACAAAGGUAGCAAAGCAUCGAAACGUUCGGUGAAGAAAAUGAUACUACUAGAUCGUACACCCGUACUACCGGAUAGGGUACGGUUGCUCACGCAAUGUGCCGACGGAAGUGUGAACUGUACGCGUACCUGCCCGGAUAGUUACACCAUCGAUGCACAGCAACAGUACUGUCGUCCCAAGCGCCAGGACGGUAUCUGUCCACCCGGGUACAUUCAACGGUCCGGCGCCGGUGGGGCUGGUGGUUGCGUGCUGGAAGAAAUCCAAUGUCCACCGGGCAGUACACGCGAGGGCAAUCGAUGUAUCGUGCGUAGUUACACCUGUCCGUCCGGCUACAUGCAACGAGGACAGAGUUGCGUACGUGAUAACAUCUGUCAACCGGGCUACCGGUGGGAAAGUGGCCUCUGUUUCCCUGCCUCCGCAAGAAUCUUCUGUCCACCCGGCUACACGGAGCAACAUCCCGGUGGAAACUGUGCGCCUGCGGCUUGUUCGGACUGUUGCGAUUGUCGUGACGAGAUGGCGGCUACCAUUUGUCCUUCCGGGUACACCAACCAGUGGGGCCGUUGCGUGCGUCAUCAGCAAGCAUCUCCGGAUCUACGCAUACACUCCGUCACAUACCGGCUGCCGGUUGAGUGUGCCGCUGGCCAAACGUUUAAUGGUGGCCAGUGCGAAACGAUGAGUACGAUCGGCCGGCCAGUAUGUCGGGCGGGUCAUUUUUACAACGGUUCGUGUGUAGAAGUUGCCAAAUGUAUGCGUGGCACGCUGAACAAUGUGUGCUCGUGCGAGCUCGAACAGACCGUGGCAAGCACGUGUGCGGUAGGCAAAAUGCAGGACGGUCAGUGUUUGCUGGCACGGGCACACUGUAGAGCACCGGCUCGGCUACGGAAUGGAGUGUGCGUGCGGGAGACGAAAAGUCGCGUCACCUGUCCGGAUGGUGGAGUUCCGUUCCAAAAGGAGUUUUGCGCUCUGGAAGCUCCUCGCUGCGCGAGAGGUUUCACGCUGGAUGAACAUGGACUGUGUCGAAAGGCCACAGCUUGCACGUUCGACUGUGGCCCUUAUCAGAGGCAAAAUCGGUGGUGCGGUCUCCCAGCAAACUGUCCGGAAGGUUACACACUAAGCGACGGUGGCCACUGCGUAAGGGAAACAGUUCGGCCAGCCUUCAGCUGCCCCGAAGGAACAAUCGAACGAGGCGAACGAUGCAUCAGUGUGACACCGAUCUGUCGCUCCAACUUCCGAUACGAUCCGCGAGUUGAUCUGUGCACACGCUGUGAAGAACGAUCGUUGACGUGUGCGCGAGGUAAUUUCACGGGUGGACAGUGUACGUGGAACGAACCGGCAUGUCCUUCGGGGUACGAAUGGAAGGAUAGCAUGUGUGUGCGUAACGACACGCGUAAGUACCAUUGCCGAAAGGGAUACGAGCAUGGCGAGCAGUGUGUACACGGAGAACUGUCCUGUCCGAUCGGAUACGAACUGCAGGGUGAGAGUUGUAUCGUUCGUGAGGAUAUUCACUGUCCAGAGGGUUCCUAUCCGUUGGAUGGCCGGUGCACCGUCGCCAAGGAGUGUCCGGAUGGGUUCCAAUCGGGAUCGGACGCCUGCGUACGAGAAACACGACGGUUUCUUAAUGCAACGCAACCGUCCUGUCCAGUCGGCUUCGUUUACGAUGGAGAUGUUUGCGUCCGUCGAUCGAUAGGUGAAGCCAUGAUCAGCCGCCAAGAAGCACUUUGUCCCGAUGGGUACGAGCGAGGAAGGGAUGGAGAUUGUGUGCGCUUAGUACGCACGUUCCCCGUAUGUCCACCACGUACCAUCUACACGGAUCGUACUGAUCGGUGUUACUGCGAGGUGGACCUAAUGUGUCCCACCGGUUACGAACGAACUGGUACGGAUUGUACGUACCGUGCGGCCGGAUACAGCUCGCUGGUAAACUUCCUCAAUCCGUGCUACGGAGCGUUCUGUGGUGGCGGUGCAUACUGCAUCACCCAGUGCACAUUCCCGCCAUGUCCCUUUGAACCUUGUGCUGCUGAUGGGCCGGGACUGACGGCAACAUUUGGGCCACGUGCGACACGUUGCCUAACGCCGGGAGCAACCGAUGAAGAUUGUCCACCACAGACCGUCAUUGGACUCGUCUGUCCGCCCGGAUACGAGCGCGUUAACAGUUCCUGUCUCGCCUACUACGACAAAGUGUGUCCGGAUGGUUACGAGCUAGAUGGUGGGGACGAGUGUACACGUACCAUCCAUCUCGCACCCGUAUGCCCUUCAGGAUACCGCAUCGCACCGGAUGCCGGAUCUUGCAUACAGGCUUCCUGUCCGAACGGGUUCAAACUUACGGGAAUCGGGACGACGUGCGAAAAGCGUGAACUUCGCUCACCGAAAGCGUGCCCACCCGGGUGGGAUUUCUUCCAGGGAGCUUGCUACCGGCGAUCGCUUUGCCGGAACGGAACCAUUGAAGGUGCGUACUGCGUUGAGCGAGAAUUCACACGACCCACCUGCCCGGAAGGUUACAUCCAGCGGGGAGAGGACUGCGCAAAGGAAGGAUCCUGUCCCGGCUCAGCUCUGAUCGAUGGUAUGUGCGUACAAAUAGCAGAUCCCGCACCCUGUCCGGAUGGGACGUAUCGCCACGGAAAGCAUUGCGUGUAUCCGGACGCUCCGGAGUGUGAGGAUGUCCAAUACGUGGCCACCGAAUGCGGCUCGGAGGUGGACUCGCGAGGAUAUUGUUGGCAUAGAUCCGCUCCAACCUGCCCCCAGGGUUACCGGAUGCGGGACGAUCGAUGUAUUGCGUGUCAGACGGAGAAACCAAACUGUCCCUCCAACAUGGCUAUUCGACAGGAGAUGUGCACAGCGGAACGAAUCAUCUGUCCCGAGGGGCAUUUUCUACGCAAUGGACACUGCGUCACGCUGCACGUCACUCGUCCACGUUGUCCGGCUGGUGACUACACACUUUGCAACGGUUUCUGUAUCAUGUCCUACGCACAUGAAUGCAAGGGAGCUGAGUACGAACUGGCAAUGUGUAGUCGGGGAUACAUGUACAAGGGCAAGUGUGUGGAGCAUGGACGUUGCGCGGAUGCGGAUCAUACGCUCGUUAACGGUGAGUGUCAGAUUCGAUCGUUCACCGAUUCGUCCUGCCAUGGAAAGGGCAGUCGGGUUGGUGAGCUAUGCAUUGGCGGAACACCGCAAUGUCCUUCAAACUAUGCGCUGACUGGAGGUCGAUGCUACAGCAGCCAUACAGAAAAUGCACAAUGCUCGGCCGGAGGGUCAGCGUGUACCGAUAGCUUUUGCCAGCUGGAACCACCUCGCUGUACUUCCUCGGGGGCCAUCUUUGAUGGACGUGGCUGUCAGCAGCUCGUUACCAGCAAACCAUCCUGUCCCACCGGAACAACACCCGAUCGGUACGAACCAAAGUUCUGUCAGCUCAAAUCGGAACGUGCCGUUUACAACUGUCCCGCCGAAUAUCACUACCAGAAUGGUGUUUGCUUGAAAAAACUCUAUAAAACCCCAUCCUGCCCGACGGACUACAAACUGCGCAAUGGUGCCUGUGUAAAGCGGGUCUGUACCAAAAUGUCCACAGGAUCAUCGUGUGCGAUUUUGCCUUCCAGUACAGCGGGAAGCCUAUCCUGUGCUCAAUGUUUGAACGAUACCGCCAGUCCGGCUGGCGGAGCAUGGACCUCGGACCGGGAAAGUGUGGAUUUAUGUUGUAUGGUGUACUCACCACGGAUCUGUGACGACAACAGUGAAUGCCAUCAUGAGCAGGAGCGUCUUUGUGGUUCCUUCUGUCUCACCGAGGACGAUCGUAUCUAUCUGACGGUGUCACGCACGCUGCAGAUAGGAACACGACUGUACGUGGCUCCAAGCCAACGCAACGGAGUGAACGAUUUCGAUGAAGAUGAAGAAGAUGAUCUGGAGGAUGAUGAUAAUCACUCACUAGAUUGUAUGCAGUGUGAACUUGGACCGGCUAAUUGUCCCACGCGAUGCAGCACGUAUGAUUGUGAAGAAGAGGAUGGGGAAGGAUGUAAUUUUAAGGAAGCUUCCACGUUUUGCGCCCAGUACAGGGAUACGAAAAUCUGCGAACAUUUGCGCCGGGGUUUUUGAACAAUUCGUAACCGGAAGAGUAGGUAUGUGUAAUUUAAAAAAAACGUGCAGUUUGUUGUAACCGGUCGAGAGUGGUGUGCAAUAAAUAAAAUACAUUUACAUUGGACAAUGUUGAAAUACAACAGAAAGCAAUGUUAUUUGAUUGUUUAAAUUACCUCUUUAUGGAUCAUAUAUUUUUUGUUGUGGGUUUUGUAGCGUAGUUUUUGUAAAACAAAAUUAGAUCGAAUUUAGCUU